AUACCGCAGUUUAUUGUAAACACAAUUGCACAGAUCCUCUACAAACCUUGUUUUAGUAGAUGCUGAAAUGCUGCCACCUAGUGACCAAAUACAUGUACGCCGAGCCAGUAGACAAUUAUAGUUGUCUUGGCCCCCUAGUACAAUACGCAAAAGAAAAGUUGUUUUUUCCACUGCAGUUGUUGUUUUCAUUAGCAUUAGAGCCUUCAUUUGGUCCAAAAGACAGAAUUAAACUAAAUCUUGUCUCUUUUUUUUUUUUUAACAAUAACUUGAUACUACAAUUGAGUCAAGUUCUCAUCCACGAUUGAACGACAUUAAUCAGAUUACAUUUGGGAUAUUAUUUUUUUUCAAAUCCUUUCCAAUGUAACACUGGAGGAACAAUAAACUACGCAGUUACUCUGAAAGUAAGAUGCAGGUCCUCGUAAAAGUGAUUUACCACAAUUGAUAAGGGCUUCCUUCCUUCCUUCCUUCCUUUAUAUGCAGGUGUCGGUGGCAGUUAUUACUCAUAUGUCAGUCUAGACUGUUGGUUCAGUUGUUCAGUGUUUGAUUAUGGAAAUGCUUUUAACAGUUUUUAUCCUGGACUUGAUUCCGAGUAUUUGAUUUUGACUUUAUUCUAUCUGUUUUGAGGAGCAGUCUUACCAGCAUGAUGCACAUCCUUUAUUUCAGUUUGUUUCUGACUACUGGAGCCACAGUGUUCUCUUCUCUGCGGAUUCUGAAUCAACCUGUGAACUGCAGUCAAAUGGGCCUUUUGGGCUGCAAAAUAAAGAACUGCUCAGAUGAUUUUAUGAUUAAAGAACUUGCUCCCACUGGCCCUGAAAGGGUCUCUGAGCGUGUGGGUGUCGCUGUGGACAAUACUGAGAUUGUGCCAGUUAUGAAAGUGCUGUGGCAGUUAAAGUCAGAUGCCAGUACAUUGGAGCUACACGGGACACACAUAAGUAUUCGGGAAGAAAAAACAAAUAAAAGUAUUUGUGUGCAAUUUUAUUACAAUAUCAGCCAGCAACUGAACCGAAACGAGGCGUGGACCUUUUACCUGAACGAAGUUGCAGUACAGCCCAAACAUACAUACCUGGUGUCACUUAUUAAUUUACCAGAACCGGCUGAUAGAAACAAGAGGAUAGAGAACAGAGUUACGAUCCCAGGAUGCAAUGACCAACGUAGCACCAUCAAAAGAGCCCAAAUAUGUGUUGAGAAUGGCAGUCUCUGGACGCCCGGGGUGAAAACGAUGACGUUUGUUGAAAAUAAAAAGUUGUGCGUUUUUGUGAGAUUUCAAACAGCGCCGUAUUCAGACGUCUAUCGAGUCGCCAUUCAAACGCACGGCAGACAACAUUCAAGGAACAUUAGCAGGCUAAGUGACACAUCACUGAAUGUGACAUUUGAGUUUGAUUUGUGGUGGCUCCGCCAGUGUGAAAUGACUCUAACGAUUCAACCCUUUUUUGCGCGAUGCAAAAACAACUGCAAGAUCCACGAGGAAACCGUCGACGGCUGCAUCCUUUACCAACCACGUACCUUAAUCAUUAAGCUGGUGCUGGCUCUGCUGAUUACCGGCGGUCUUUUAUAUUUGAUAUGUCGAGCAUCUCUUAAAGUUUCUGUGAACACAUUCCCAUCCACUGCCAAAGAGCAACCACACUCUCUUCAAGUGAAACUGAGGAAAAGAGUUCUCGUUAUUUACUCACUCGACCACCCGUUAUACAAAAACGUUGUUCUCAAGUUUUGUGGCUUCCUGGCAACCAAAUGUGGAACAGAGGUGAUCCUGGACCUGCUGGACUCUGCCAGACUGGGAGUAUUUGGGAGUGUUCAGUGGUUGGACUGGCACAGAGAGCAAAUAGAAAGAUCUUCGGAUAAAAUACUUGUACUUUGCUCACCGGGAGUGCAAGCCAAAUGGAGAGCAAUGUGCGGUGACAAGCAUGUUCUCCUGAAGGAGGACGUCCAUUCACCCGUUGGUGAUAUGCUCACCCCGGCCCUCUGCCUCCUGGUGCCACAGUUCAUCCGAUCGACAUCUUUUGAGAAAUACAUAGUGGCUUAUUUUGACGGGAUAUGUUCAGAAAAUGAUGUCCCCGUACCGUUCAACAUCACAGUCCGGUACAAACUCAUGAAACAGUUUGAGGAACUUUUUUUCAGAAUCCUGGACACAGAAAAACAGGAGCCGGGCAGAAUGAAUCACAUUGAGGGGCUGCCGGAGAAUGAGUAUCACCGGUGUCCCUCGGGGAGAGCUCUACGAGAUGCUGUGGAAGCGUUUCGUGCUCAUCAGUUGAGGCAUCCACGUUGGUUUGAAGAUCAAUUUGUGGAAAGCUCAGAGUUGUGAGCUGAGGAACCUAAACCUUGUUGCAGGGUUGAGAUUUUUUUUUUUUUUUUUUUACUUUUUAACUAAGUGACAGUUUGAACAAUUGUGCUAGGAAUUUUCAGACUUGCUAUCAAAGGUUCAAAUCCUUGCUGUCUGAGGUGUGUUGAGCAAGCCCCGAAAAGCCAUGAAAUUAAUUUUCUUGAGGCCUUUAUUUUGACAGGUUCCUGUUUGGUUUUUUUUGUAACAAAACUCCCGAAAAUGUUUUCUUUGAUAGUCACAGCGCUGAUUAGCCGCAGCUAAGCGACCAGUCGGAGCGGGAACGUUGUUUUUCCUUAUUUUAUUUUAUUUAUUUUUUUUGGUACACAUUCUGAUAUAUGUGGUUACUUCGUUCUACAUUAAUUGUUUGUAAAAAUGUAUAUUGUACACCGUAGCUAAGUCACCACUUAGGUCACGUCGUCGUGUGCAGUGGUGUGCUGUGCUGUCACUGAUAAGUAGUUCACUUUCACUUUCCUUCUUAUGGUGUUUCUGGGAGGGUCAGUUAAGGACGGCCAAAUAAAAUCUUCUGGAAACUUCA
Messenger RNA from Cynoglossus semilaevis (tongue sole), 2852 nucleotides. RefSeq names its product interleukin-17 receptor A. The transcript has 12 exons. The coding region runs from base 641 to 2299 and encodes 552 amino acids. The record is from RefSeq and is a predicted model, not a curated record. Lineage: Eukaryota; Metazoa; Chordata; Actinopteri; Pleuronectiformes; Cynoglossidae. Gene Ontology annotation, molecular function: interleukin-17 receptor activity.